AUGCAGGGCAAGUCUCGAGCAUGGAACUGGCUGAUCCAGAACGUCCCAGCGACUGAGUCCGAAUGGCGGGCGAGGCAGUGCCGACUGGGGCUGAACACGGCAACGCAGUACGAAGAGACGAUUCGUGGCCUGGUCGAUGAGGAUGAUUCAUUGCAGCCAAAUCCAACUCGUGCCAUCGAAACAUCGCCAUUGGAGUCUCUCAUUACGUUGACAAGAACGUUCUCUCAGUCCACCCAGAGAUCCUCUGCCAGUGCAGCUCUCCAUCGGGCAACAGCGGCCUUCAAACGACUUAUCUUGCUCUCCCUCUGCCUGAUCUUGCGCCAUCAAGGCCUCUCCGAAGAAUCUAUCGAUCAUAUCAUCACCUGGCUCAGCCCAGUACAGCGAGUACGCGAAAACUGUCUCAAAGGCAUUGCUUGGGUGUAUGACGCUAUCCGUACGUUGCACGUCGAGCAUGGUUGGACAGAGCCACAAGCAACAGAGUUGUUCUUCUUGAUCCCUCUCUCUGUAAGCAGACUCGGCGAGAUUCAUCCUAUCGAUGUAACCGCUUUCGCCCGAUAUGUGCCAGAAUGGCCAGGUUGGACGUCGCUGAAGCCAAAUUUCACGUUGCCUUCGCUGGUAUGGAGACUGUGCAGAAGGUCCCGCGAUACGAAUCCAAUAACCUCAUGUAAAGACGUUUGUCGUAUUCUGGGCAAUCACAACGACGCCGAGCUGACCGACGACGUCCCCUUCAGAGUCACUGCUCCGUCACAGACAUUGAAAGUGGAACUUUUCCAACCCGAAGCUAGAGAUCUCAUGCCCCAGCUACAAGCCUGGUUUGAGCACUUGAGAAAUGCUCAUGGCUCGACUGUUCCUUUGAACAUCCGAGAACAGCUGAUUGAGAUUUCUGUUGGAGUGUCGAGGAUCCAAAGCCCGAUUGAUCCCCCCCUUUUCGCUUCAGUACUCGACCUGCUGUAUCUUGACGACAUCUCACGACAUCUCCAUUUCGACCUCGUCAGGGCACAGAGUACCUUUUUGAGGUCGCUAGGCGCCGAAGGUGCUGUCAAGUCGAACCAGAUGAUCAAGUCCACACUGUGGCAAUCAGAGCAGGCCCUGAAGCUACCCGACCGACGGAUUCGAUGUUCGAUAUACGGCCUCUGGUUUUCGCUCAUCGAGAAUGCGGUGCUGCUACAAGAUUUCGAAACAGCCUUGUCAACGAUUAAUCACCUUGAACUACCGGAACAUCGAGACACUUGGCCCGAGCUCGACUUCCAAAUCGCACGUCAGACACUAACAUUGAGAGGGCUUGUUUUCAGAGGUCUAGGAAGAUUCCAAGAGGCUGCUGAAGUGCUAGAUGCCUGCAGCAAGAUCUGCGAGAGUCACGGUAAUAGAGGCACACAUCCACAUCAUCUCAACCGCCAUCGGGCAGAGUUGCUGUGUGAGCUUGGACGACCGGAAGAGGCGUUGGAUAUACUGCGAAAGUCUCUUGCAGAUAUUCGUGGGAACGGUGUCUUGAAUGAUUCGCGAGCUCACCGCCGGCUCUGCCUUGCCAAUGCAGAAGCUGCAGCACUAGCAAUGCGACCAGGUGACGCCGAAGUCUCUCUCGAGAAUGUUGAGACCUGUUUCCGGAAAAAGCCCCCCGAGAUGCCAGUGGACCAGCUGGAUCAUGUACGAGUCUAUUUGGUUCGCAUGCGCCUAGCUCGACAUGCGAAAGAUCUUGCCAUGGCUCUUGUGUAUGUCACAAAAGCCGUCGAUCUCCUUCAACAGUAUCGCUUUGUCAAGGGGCGGGAGUACUUCACAACCCUAGCUCUCAAGUUCCGGGCGUCGAUAUAUCUAGAGCUUGCAAAAGCCGAUGAGGGAAGACUUGAAGUUAGUGCUGACCGGACCUCGCAACAUCUUGUCGUGGGCAUGGGUUCAUAUGGGCGGGACGAAAUUCUAAAAUGGUUUGACGAUGCCAAAUCAGGUCAGUCACCGAACAAUCACGUUUCAUACAAACUCGUUACUGACUUGGGAAACGCCGUCAGGUUGAAGUCUAUUUCCACUUGCAGAUAG
Zasmidium cellare ATCC 36951 is the source of this 2028-nucleotide messenger RNA. RefSeq lists its product as uncharacterized. The coding region runs from base 1 to 2028 and encodes 675 amino acids. The transcript has 5 exons. Lineage: Eukaryota; Fungi; Ascomycota; Dothideomycetes; Mycosphaerellales; Mycosphaerellaceae. Gene Ontology annotation, molecular function: protein binding. The record is from RefSeq and is a predicted model, not a curated record.